CUGCAUCAUCAUCAUCCCCUCAGUAGCUCCCCUACUGAAACGUUUUUUACAUUCUCAUAAUAACGUUGAAAAUAGUAGCCGUUUGUACUUUUGGCUACAAGCCCUGUUAGUACAGCCAAUAGUCCGGUAAGAGAGAUACUGGCACGCAGCUCUUUAAAGUAAUAAUUGCGGAAAGCUUAUAAACCUGGAUUUCCAGACCUACAGUUUAUUUGGCAUUCGACUGCGUCGCAGAACUGCGAUCUAGUUUUGAUGCACCUUUUUGAACCAGCCAUGUUUAUAGCAGCGCCGAGCCUCAUUCGCUAGAAGUCAACUUGAGCCCGGAACUCAGCCGGACCAGAAAGGAAAUGGCAUAUGUUUCCAGCCGGUGCUAAAUCAAGGUUCCGCGGGUAUAAUGGCGUCGAUGCUCUUACGCCCGCUGCUUCUCCAUACUUCUCAGCGGCUGUUCGCGGCGGCGAAUGGAGCCGCCUUGCUUCGUUCUCAGCCGCGCCGAAACAAAAAGCUCUGGCUCCAAGCUUAUCUGAAGCAGCAGCGUUUGCUUGAGCCUCCCAGGCGCCGGUCUGAGAAGCCUAACUGGGAUUACCAUGCAGAAAUAGAAGCUUUUGGCCACCGGGUACACGAGACAUUCCCACUGGACCAACUCAAAACUGCAUUUGUUAACCCCUGCUAUAUAAAAAAUGAAGAAUCUAAACACCAAGAACUUGGACUAAAAAAAGUAGACCUUGCUCUUAAUCUCAAGGACAAUCAGGAACUUUCUUUACAGGGAGCUUCCUUUUCGCACUCUUAUCUUACACGGUGCUUUGAAGAAGCUUUUCCAAAAAUGCCACCUGCUGGCAUUGAGGCUCUUGUUAACUAUCUCACCAGUGAAGAAAUAGUAUCUUACAUUGCUACAAACCUGUCUUUGCAAGACUUGACACUUUGUGCAGAAUUUCCUGUGCCACCUAAGGUGCUGCAGAAGACUCUUUUUGCUGUAAUAGGAGCUUUGCUUCAAGGUAACAGCUCUCAAAGAACAGCGAUCUUUAUCAGAGACUUCUUCAUCCCUCAGUUGAUAGGAAAGGAACUAUUUGAGAUGUGGAACAUUGUAAACCCCAUGGGCUUGCUGCUGGAAGAACUGGCCAAAAGGAAUAUAACUGCUCCAGAACCAAGGCUAACCAGGCAAUCAGGAGCUACCACUGCUUUGCCCUUGUUCUUUGUUGGGUUAUAUUGUGAUAAGAAGCUUCUAGCUGAAGGUACUGGUGAAACAGUAUUAGCUGCUGAAGAAGAAGCUGCUCGUGUGGCCUUGCGAAAACUUUAUGGAUUCACUGAGAACAGACAACCCUGGCAUUACCCUUCUUUGAAAUGCGAGAAGAAAACUGAAAAAGCUAUUAGCAGUAGUUAGGCAAAAAAAAAUCAGAUCAUUUGCAACAAUACUGUAUUUCAGGAAGAACUUUUUUCCUUCUCUUCCGUUAGAUUUAUCUAAAUUAGAAUGCUUUGAAUAAAAGUGAUCUAUCAAACGAUUCAUAA
This is a messenger RNA of Crotalus tigris (Tiger rattlesnake), 1500 nucleotides long. RefSeq names its product mitochondrial ribosomal protein L44 (gene MRPL44). Gene Ontology annotation, biological process: regulation of gene expression; rRNA processing; primary miRNA processing. Gene Ontology annotation, molecular function: ribonuclease III activity; double-stranded RNA binding. The transcript has 4 exons. The coding region runs from base 392 to 1375 and encodes 327 amino acids. Lineage: Eukaryota; Metazoa; Chordata; Lepidosauria; Squamata; Viperidae. Gene Ontology annotation, cellular component: nucleus. The record is from RefSeq and is a predicted model, not a curated record.